UUGCCAUGUCCAAUUGACGCCCCUCGCCGUCCACCAGACCGCCAGAUGACAAGUGUGCACAGUCUUUACGCACGGAGAGCGCAUGGAGAGCUUGCGAGCACGCAUGGGGGUCCCUCCCUACCAGGUUGCCCGUGGCCUCCUCACCCCGUCGGGCAACUCCGAGACUCUGUCAAACCCUCUUGACCCCCUCGUUUCCCUCUCUCUACCUUUCCUCUGAAGAAACAACCCGGCGUUACGUCAGAAAGUGCAGGGCAAGCAAGACAGCGUCUUAGGAGCUAUUCGUAGGCAUUGCUGCCAAACCCGGCUUGGGGCUGCUCAUGAGCUCACUGCAGCCAAUGCAAUUUACAAAUCCAACUCUUUUAAAACAGCAGCAGUAUGUGGUAAGUCCAAUUAUUCAUUCAUACUGUUUGAUUUCCUCGCUGAGAUUUUUUUUUUUUAAUCUCACAGCUUUCUUCACAUGACAGGUCUCUGUUGCUGGCACAAUUGCGCAAAAAAAGAAACACACACACAGCAGUGUAAACGGCGUAAAGAUAAUGAGUAGACUGGUUUACACUGUAGCCUCACUGAAAACACCAUGACAUGAUGAAGCAACAGAGAUCUUUGACGCACAGAGAUUUCUACAGCAUUUUUUUGUCUUUGAUUCUUUGCUGAUCUCAAAAACAACAUGCCCCACGCUCGAAAUAGGAACCCUAGCCCCAUCCCAGAGGUAACAUGGGACACGGGAUUGAAGGAGAUGAACGAGACCUGGAAAGGAGCUAUAGCCUGUCUCGGGGUGGCCGUCUUCUUUGUAAUGACCAUCGGGAUCAUUUACUGGCAAGUGGUGGACCAGCCCAACAAGAACUGGAUCCUCAGGGGCACUUUUAGCGGACUGAUCUGGGAAAGAAGAACCCACUCGCUGGUCAUACAGACCCUGACGGAGGACAAGACCUACGUGGAAAUUGACGUCGGGAACGUGGGGAACCCUGACAUCGAGGUUCCCUUCGUGAGGAACCUGUGCUGGCUUAAUAAAACCGAGUUCUGCUAUACGUGGGACUCGGUGGCCGAGGUGAAGAUCUCGCUGGAGGUGAAUGAGGAUACGGAGACGGAGUGCUACAGUAUGAGCUGGGCGCCGGUGCACUGUCAUGUGGAGCUGAAGGACUGCUUCUCCAUGACCAACGUGUCCUGGUACGGCGGUGCCAGCGUCCGUGGUCAGACGUGGCCAAUCAACGAUCAAAAUGCCACGAUGCAGCCCUUCAUCGUCAGCGACCUGAAGGACAACCCCUCCGGCUUCGGCUCGGCCCUGGAGCGCUACUUCCUGGGCUCGUCAGGUGUUGCGGUGCUUGUGUCUCCUGAUAUUCCCCUGCAGCUCGGAGUGGACAGCAGACAACAGUUCUGCCUGCAGUCACUGCCUAGUAUGGAGCGUCUCCCUCUGCAGUACACGGUGUGUGUGGCCCGCGACGUAAAAGCUGCUCACCAGGAAGCGGUGCAACAACUCUCCGAGCACAGCAGGGAGCUGCCCAACAUGAAAGCACUGUGGCUGCCGUUCUGGAAGCUGCUCGCCAACGUGGAUUCAGGGCCGAAAGUGGAGAGGGAGCUGAGGACCUUCUCUAACCGUCUGAGGAGACACCAGCUGGGGGAGGGAGUCAUCAGCCUCAACGAACAUUCCACCACCCUCCUCUCUGAUAUGGACCAUGACUACCUCAACAGCAGGAGAAGGGGGAUGUCCAAGAGACUGACCAGGGACCUCCCACUUGUCAAGCUUCUUAACAUUUCCAUCACUCUGUCCCCUUUCCUGGGCGUGGACACCACGCAGUUCCACACCUCCCUCGUGGACGGCACCGAGGCCUACUGGCUCAGCCUCCCCUCGGCCUCUCAGGGACAGCUGAUCCCUGUGAUGAGUCAGUGGCGAGGAAAGUUCUGCGUCAAGCUGAACAUCACCAACCCAGGAGCUGUGAGCUGGUUCCUGGACAGGGUGGGAUCCCUGCAGGCCCAUUUAGGAAUGGAGUACGUCAUGCUGGAGGGGGGUGAGGGGAAUCUGUUCGAGGAGCAGGCCCUGCGACCUCCACAGGUUCUGGGUGGAGACAAGUACAUCACCCACCUGGCUGACCUGGCCACCAGGAUAGGAGACUCCUCCAUCAUGACAGCAGGGACACGGUCGAGUCACAAGCCGCUGUUUGUGAGGAUGACCCCCCUGCAGUCUGACUGGAGCCCGAUGGGCCUGAGGGCCAUCAUUCCCUCCCUGCUGCACCACACUCUGCUGGGAUACAACUUCCUCAUUCCUGAUGCAGUAGGUGGCUCUCUGUCUGGAGACCUGGUCACAGAUGAGGAGUUGUUCAUCCGUUGGCUGGAGAUCGCAGCCUUCCUCCCCGUUAUCAGCUUCCACACACCACCCUGGGUCUGCGGCGAGGACCAGGUGCUAAACCUAACUCGGACCUACAUCGCGAAGCACCAGAGGGACGUGGUACCGCUGAUAGAGAAGUAUGCGGAGGAGUGGCAGAUGACGGGAAACCCCAUCUACCGGCCGAUGUGGUGGCUCAGUCCCAGUGACCCCAUGACCUUCACCAUCGAUGACCAGUUCCUCAUCGGAGACGAGGUCCUGGUGGCGCCGGUGGUGGAGAAGGGCGCAGUGCAGAGGGAUAUUUAUUUACCUGACGGGGGCUUCCAGUGGCAGGACAGCCAGAACGCGCAGGUGUUUGAUGGGGGGACGUUUCUACAGGACUACCCCGUCCCUCUGGAGGAGGUGGCUGUUUUCUCACGGAGAAGCUGAGUCACAUGACCGAUCCACUGAGUCACCUGACUUAUCCUGUUACUGUUUUGAAUCAAAUUCUUUUUUCUUUUUUUUUUUAAACAUACUUGUGCUGUUCUCAACUUGCACUUUUCCACUAAAGACCCCGUCUCAAGGCUCUGCUUUGAGAUGAUAUGUAGAAAGAUUUUUUUUAUACUUGCACUUUACAGUUCAAAAUGAUUUUGUCUUUAAUAUUUUUUUUUCCUUUUGUGACAUUUUUUUCUUUCUUUUUAAAAAAAAAUUGUUAAUCGGUUUUACCUCUCGGCUGAUUUGUUUCCGGAUUUUUUAAUCCGUUCUGCUUUUUUUUUUUUUGUAUAGUUCCGGAGAAAUCUGUGUGUUUACAUACUGCAUUUCUACAGUCUUUAAAUUUUUAGUCGCUGCUGGCUCUCUUGAUAAGGAGGAACAAAGCAAGCCCCUUGUUUGCUUCAACAAAUCUGAAUCUCUCAAGAAGACCAAAUGAAGAUAUAGAAAGACAGAGGAAGAUGACUGAAAGGGCUUUUUUUUUUUUUUUCGAGGGAAAUGCUUACUGGGAGGAAAUUAGAUCACAGAAAGCUGCAUACGGAGACAGACGCAGCGUGGUACUGUAUGUCCUGCUCACUCGUUGGAAAGGCUUCUACUUGAACCUAUCAGGCCGACGGGCUGAUGUUUUUAUGAAUGUACCUCAAGCUAUGGAUUUUCACUGCAUUACAAAGUCAUCUGACACAGCCACCUAUGACCCCUUCGCACAUAUUCUUAGCAUAGCUUAUCGACAUGCCACUGUUGGACGUAUCUGAAUGUUCCUUAGUACUGUACACCACAUGAACUUGAGGCCAAGCCACUGUCAUUGUAAAGUUGCAUAUAUUUGAAUUUAGAUUAGAUUUUACCUUCUUACUAACCUGCUGUAACAAGGGCUUUGAAAUGGGUGGCUCUUUUUUUAUUACUCCUUAAAUGACUAAUGCAGUGUUGAUACGGUCUUUAACAAGAGCCAGAUGAGGGUCUAAAGAGGGCUUUGCUGAUGACACUACACAAGCGGAAAGGAGAUUUGAAAUAAACCGCCUGACAUUUUGGGGAAAUAAGCUUACUUAGAUACUUUUUAUCUGUUUUGCUGAUAUCACUCACAUGUCUGUGUUGUAAAAAUGAAGCUACAACAAGCAGACGGUUAGCUGUGCAUGGGAAAACAGUGAGAUAGGCCCAAAGCUAACUUGGUUCUAAUGGUAACAAAAGCUGAGUGCUUCUAAAACUUACUGGUUAGGAGCUUAUUUCUCUGUCACUUAGAGGUGUAAUCUGUGGUUCUGGUAAAAGGUUGUUAGUAUUUAGCUAGUUAGCAUAUGAAGCUAGUAUUCUAAAUGAUUUGGACAGUAUCAGCCUUUAAAUGGUUAGUCACCAGUGCAUAUCCUUUUCUCCACCUGUAAUUCUGCUCAGUAAGCACAUAAUCAUCCCUUCUGAUCAUUCAUAAACAAACACUAGUCCCAGUAACUCCCAUGACCUCUUGUAGUUGUGUGAGUAUGUAUCUUCACUGGACAAAAUGGAGCUUUGGGACAUUUGGUCAGCUGGGUGUUCUUUAACCCAAGCCAUGACCAAUGAUCUAGACCCAACCAAGCAGUGUUGGUGCCUUCAUAUAACCAAAUAUCAAAUGAAUGACAAGUGGAAUAUUAAACUUAUCGUUACUGCCUGAAAUGGGUGGCCUACACCUCCUCCGAAUCAGACUUUGUACCUCUUUAUGUAUAUUUAGUACAUAUAUAUAAUGUAGUAUAUAAUUGCUAAAUUAUGUGGUACACCGCCUUUAAAUGAGGGAAUAAUGGAGCAUUAAAUGGGGUUAGAACAACUGAACCUCCUUGAAGGUGGAGUCCCAACCUUCCCAUAAGUGUGGGAACAAUGUCCGCUGAGAACACCUAUCGAAUCGUAUCCUCCUGCUCCAAUUGCCCCUUUUCCCCUCAUCUCCUCUUCCCAUUUCCUGUGUAUAAGUACACAUGUGCACAGGACACAGUGGUAUAGUAUUGUGUUGAUUGGCCCAAGCCAGAGUUUGUUUCCCAGAAAACAGACAGCGAGCAGACAUAUUUGUUGAAUUUGGCAGUGCUUAUUGUAUAUUGCAAUAAAAUCCCAUAUUCCACCUUUAAUCUGUGCAGAAAGCCCAAAGGUAAAAACAAGCUGCAAUUUUACAUUGUGUUAUAUAAUGAACUAUUUUUCUAACCCUCCCAUUUCCCAUUUCCAUGCAAAGCCAACCGUCUUCUGGUUGUAGACUUUCAGCUUAACAGGCACACAGGAGAAUGUGUCAAUUUUCUCAUCUCAUCAACGCUCAUCAAAAAAAGCUAAUGAGGUUAUUUCCCCGAAUGCUUCAUACACAAAUACUUAUCUAAGUGUUGCCGACAAAAAAAAAAAAAAAAGCCACCUCCAUGUUGGAUUUACAGGAAGUUGUUGACCGAAUCACAGAGGUGCACUGGUCACCUUUCAGAAACCUUCACAAGUAAUUCAUUUUCUGCCCUUGUGUGUAACUUGAAUUAACCUGCUGCUUGGACUGUCUUUGUAAAUACACUCGCUUCCAUCGCUUUCUUCAGUUGAGUCAAAAUGUUGUUUGAACCCUCACUAAAUGCUUUAAGCAAAUGCGAUGAGAUUUACUUUUGUGAUUAUAUUCAGAAUCUGCCCAUGAACAAACGUAAUCUUUACUUCAUGGUGCAUUGCUCUACAUGUGUUUAGCUAGUGCUCUUUGUCAGCGCUUAUCUUUAUUGAUUUGUUCUUCACAAGAUAAUCUUAACUGGCCAGCAGUGAUGAUACAGACUCGGGAAACUUACCGCUUAGUGACUGUUACCACUGAACUGAUUGUGUAACUUUGAUCUAACAAGUUUACUGUAUCAACUCAAACACUCAGGUCUAAUGAAGCUUAUCAGAUCACCAAAUGUCUUAGUGCAACGCAGUAUGUUGUGAACACACUGACGUCUUAAUCUCUCCCAGAGCAGAAUGUACAACGGACACACUGUGACUUCCCACAGCCCUUCGUGUGAGGAGCUUUUCUAGUUCCCGUUUUAAUGCUUUUAUGGAAUGCUGUGGUAUGUUCACUUUUGAGUUGCGAGAAAAGCUUUGAUGUGUUAUUCCUUCCCUCUGCAGACUGCGCGAACCAUGUGCCUUAAUGUACCACUCUUAAGUCUGGGCGACACGAGUGUCUGGAUUAUUGCAGAAUCAGCAAUGUACAUAUUACGAUGACUGUGCCAUUACAAGUGUUGUUUUUUUCUCUUCUGUAAAUCAGAGAACGUAGAAUGACAAAGUUGCAAUAAAGUUUACAUUUUCUUACUUCAA
Molecule: messenger RNA, 6034 nt
Organism: Amphiprion ocellaris (clown anemonefish)
Lineage: Eukaryota; Metazoa; Chordata; Actinopteri; Pomacentridae
Product: SITS-binding protein
Exons: 10
Coding region: 665-2746 (693 amino acids)
Source: RefSeq, a predicted model, not a curated record